UAUAAUAAAAAUAUAAUAUAAUUUAAUAUAAAAAUAUAAUAUAAUAUAAUUUUGUCACUUAAUUAAUUAUUAAAAAUUAUUUUUAUUUAAUUAAUAAUAAGUGAUAAACAAUAUAGUUAUGUGACAACAAUAUGGUUAUGUUGACAAUGAAAAUGGUGAAGCAAAUAAAUGUAAAUAAUACAACAUAACCUCAUGUUAUCCAUUUUGUUUUUUAAAAAUAUCAUUAUAAAAUAAACUUGAAAUAAAUACCUUUAAUUUUUAUAAAUACUAUGGAUACAAAUACAAAAUUAUGUCAGGGUAAGGAUAUUUUUGAAAGGAUGAAUUACCUGUACCAGGCAAGUUAUUUAAUGGCUUUGAAAAAUAGAGUAGCAGCAUCAUAUUAUGGAAACAUAAUGGUUGGUUGUGCAAAAAAAUCUGUUUUAAGAAUAGAACCUGAUAUUAAGAGAACAAUUUGUAAAUGUUGUCAAUCUCCCCUUAUACCUGGUGAAACUGCAAAAGUACGAUUAAUAUCAAAACCUAUAAAAAGUGUAAAAUGGACAUGUUUAACAUGUUUAAGUAUUAAAAAAUACCCUACAAAAAAAGGAUACAAAUUAUGGAUAGAACAACCUAAUUCGAUAGUCCAAAUUUUCAAUUAUGAAUCAAAAUUAUUAGAUGAUAAGUCUAAUAAGAAAGAAAAAAAUAGCUUAGAUGAAAAACAUAUGGAUAUUGAAAAGAAUUAAAUAUACACAGAUUUGAAUAUUUAUUUUCACAUGAUGUGAGAUGUGAUGAAUGUGUUGAUAUAUGAAUACUUUUUUUUAUCAAUGACUUACAUAAAAUAUGUUACAAUAAAUUUAUAACCAAUAAACAGAUACUUUUACUAACUAUAAUAUUCGUAACCACCUAGUAAUAUUAUGAUACUGAUAUUAAUUUUACAUUAAAUGUUUAUAGACAUAACAUGAUCGUAGUUAAGUUAUUGUUUUUGAAUAUAUGAUAUACUGUAUGUUUAGAGCCGUUCGCAAUAAAUUUCAUAGACCCCAAUGCACAUAUGUUUCGUUGAGGACGGUUUAGAUGAUGAAAAACAGUGUGGUCUUCGCAGCGCGAAAUGAUUAUGUUUUUACAUAACAUUGAAAUUUGAUGCGAAUGUCUCCAUUUCACUAGCUAUGAUAUGACUAUAUCCGCCCAUCGCCAAUGAGUUGUAAGAAAUCUCAAAUGCAAUUUAACUGUCACUAUAUGCGGGCGUAAUCAAAUCACAGAUUAAUCAGAUAAAAAUCAGUCAUUUAAUCCUAACUUAAAUAAAUAUAACAUAUUGAAAAUUAAUAAUUGUACAUGAACUUAUAUGAUAUAUAUUGAUAUUUCGAUUGAA
Molecule: messenger RNA, 1342 nt
Organism: Apis laboriosa (Himalayan honeybee)
Lineage: Eukaryota; Metazoa; Arthropoda; Insecta; Hymenoptera; Apidae
Gene: Rpp21
Product: ribonuclease P protein subunit rpr2
Exons: 4
Coding region: 270-719 (149 amino acids)
Biological process (GO): tRNA processing
Cellular component (GO): nucleolar ribonuclease P complex
Source: RefSeq, a predicted model, not a curated record